Molecule: messenger RNA, 408 nt
Organism: Beta vulgaris subsp. vulgaris (sugar beet)
Lineage: Eukaryota; Viridiplantae; Streptophyta; Magnoliopsida; Caryophyllales; Amaranthaceae
Exons: 3
Coding region: 1-408 (135 amino acids)
Source: RefSeq, a predicted model, not a curated record
AUGAAGGCCGCUCAAGAUAGGCAGAGGUCUUAUGCAGACUUGCGUCGGAAGCCUAUUUCUUUCACCGUUGGGGAUAAGGUGCUGUUAAAAGUAUCUCCGAUGAAGGGAGUGGCGAGAUUUGGGCAAAAAGUGUCGCAGUUGCGGAGGUAUCGCAGCGAUCCGUCUCAUGUCAUUCCUAUAGAGUCGGUCUCUAUUGAGCCGAACAUGACUUUUGAGGAGCGACCUGUUCAGAUCUUGGACCGUCAGAAUCGUGCCCUGAGAAGGAAGGUGAUACCCUUGGUUAAGGUGCUUUGGAGAAGCCAAAAGUACGAGGAAGCCACUUGGGAGACGGAAGAGUCGAUGAGGCUCAAGUAUCCCGAGCUUUUUGUCUCAGGAGGCGGAAGUGGUGAUAUUUCUCAAGAUCUCUAG